Messenger RNA from Talaromyces atroroseus, 1353 nucleotides. RefSeq lists its product as hypothetical. The record is from RefSeq and is a predicted model, not a curated record. Gene Ontology annotation, biological process: carbohydrate transport; transmembrane transport. Gene Ontology annotation, cellular component: membrane. Bases 1 to 1353 code for a protein of 450 amino acids. Lineage: Eukaryota; Fungi; Ascomycota; Eurotiomycetes; Eurotiales; Trichocomaceae. The transcript is spliced from 5 exons. Gene Ontology annotation, molecular function: carbohydrate:proton symporter activity.
AUGUUCUAUAAAGAGGGAAUUAUCCCUAAAUCCUCAAGUGUCCUCGUAGCCCUAAUCGUCAUGUGCUCCAGCGUUACUAGCACCACCAUGGGCUACGACGGCAGUCUAAUGAACGGCCUCAACAUGCUCCCGGCCUACAAUGAUUACUUUCAAAUGGAUACGUCCAAGACCUCCCUAUCCACUGCAUCUACCUGGAUUGGUAACAUAGUUAUCGCCCUUGUAUUUGCCAAAGUACCAGAUGCAAUUGGUCGAAAACCGAAAUUAUGGAAUGUUCGUGGCUUCGAGGAUUAUCGUUGGGUGUGGAGCUGGGUUUUCUUCUAUGGCUGGUCCGAUUUAUUUCUCGGAGACUUUGCCUACGAAAUGGCGAGGUAUGUUGGUGGCCUCGUUGCUUCUGGCGUUACUUACGCCACGAACGGAAUGUCAUCAUCCUGGGCCUGGCGAAUGCCAAAUCUACUACAAGGGUUUUUCAGUAUUGUGCUUCUUCUUUUCCUGCCAUUUAUACCCGAGUCCCCCCGCUGGCUGGCGUCCGCCAGGAGACGUGAUGAAAGCCGAAGAGUCCUCGCUCAGUUAUACAGCAAUGGAGACGUAGAUGAUAUCAGAGUCCAAACGGAGGAUCAAAACAUUGCUGAAUCUCUGACACAAUCACUUGAGUCGGAGACUUCGUGGAAGAUUUUGCGAGACAUGCUUAAAAAGCCUACCGAUCGAAAAAGAGCAUUGCUCAUGCUCUCUGUUGCAGUGUUUUCGAUGUGGUCCGGCAAUAAUAUCGUGUCUUUUUAUUUGGGCAAUAUGCUGGACCAGGCCAAUGUGACUAAUACCACAACCCAACUACAGAUUAAUAUCAUCCUCAACUCCUUCUGUCUCGUCGUCUCUCUUCUCGGCACGGCAUUCGUUGACAGAAUCGGUCUUGGUGCUUUCACAAAGUUAUAUGGAACCACCGAUAACACCUCCGGACUCUACGCAACCAUCGCAAUGAUAUUCCUCUUCCAAGGCUCAUAUUCUUUCGGCUGGACCCCUUUAACUGUGCUCUACCCGCCCGAGGUCCUCAGCUUUCGCAUGCGAGCUUUGGGAAUGGGUAUAUAUACUUUCGCCGCUGAGGCAGCUGGCCUAGUGACUGUGUAUGCAUUUCCAAUUGCGAUGGACAGAAUUGGUUGGAAAGCGUACAUGAUCAAUGGAGUUUGGGAUGUGUUUCAGUUCAUUUUCGUGUUGUUUUUCUGGGUUGAGACUAAGGGGAUGACGUUGGAGGAGAUUGACGCUGUUCUAGAUGGUGUUCCUGCUCUAAGUGGCAUUGAGGCUGGGACUGUAGAGGAAAUUGGAUUAAAAAAGGAGAUCAAGCAAAAGGAGGAGGUGAUUUAG